Pseudomyrmex gracilis is the source of this 1464-nucleotide messenger RNA. RefSeq lists its product as uncharacterized. The record is from RefSeq and is a predicted model, not a curated record. Bases 1 to 1464 code for a protein of 487 amino acids. NCBI's taxonomy places the organism in Eukaryota, Metazoa, Arthropoda, Insecta, Hymenoptera, Formicidae. The transcript is spliced from 5 exons.
AUGGAUAAUUCUAGCAAUCAUAUGAGAAUCUGCCACGUCAAUUCCCAGUCUUUGCUUGCUCACAUUGACGAAUUCAGGAUGUUUUUUAUGAACAAUUAUUAUCACGUAAUUUGCCUGUCCGAAACUUGGUUGAAGCCUGCAAUCUCAGAUCAGAUGGUUAUCUUGCCUGGUUAUCAAUUAUUCAGACAUACAAUUAUUUUUGGUGACUUAAAUGCAAAUAUGCUCUGUAAUACAUAUGACUCUGAACAAAUUUCGAACUUCGUAUCCGUUUCGGCUCAAUACAUGGUGCCUUAUGAACCUACGCAUCAUACGCCCACGUCUACUACUUUCCUGGAUCUUUGCAUUGUGGACGAUUGCGAUAAGUUAAUUAAUUUUACUCAAAAAGAUGUAAAUUUUCUUUCAUCGCACGAUCUAGUGGAUAUUACGUACAAUAUUUACGUUCAACGAUGCAAUACCAGAACUAUCACCGUCAGAGAUUUUAGCAGCUUCGAUUUGACUGUUUUUCAAGGAGAGCUUGUUGACAAGGACUGGAGUCGGCUGUUGGCUUCUAAUGAUAUUGAGGAGAAAACUGCUUUGCUAUAUGACUUUUUAAAUGAAUGUUUAGAUAAGUACGCUCCUUGGAAGAUUAUCCAUCCUAAACAUUUGCCGGCGCCUUGGAUAACCAACGAAAUAAGAAAUAUGAUGGAUAAGAGAAACAAGCAAAGGAGAAGAUGGCGUAGACAUAAGGACGAACCUAGUCAUACUGCGUAUAAAAGUUUGAGGAAUGAGGUGCAAGAUAUGAUACGAAGAGCAAAACAGGAAUACUAUAUGACUAUCUUUGCCAAUAUUAAGGAUCCCUCGGAUGCAUGGAAGAAAUUAAGACAGCUAGGACUGGUUAAAUCUAAAAAAACUGAUAAGAUGAUUUUAUUUUCAACUGAUGAGCUAAAUACCUACUUUCUUACAAGCUCUCACAACGGUUCUUCAAAAAAUCCAACAGCUCUAUUUCUUGGUGAAGAAUUGUAUGAUGACACCAAAUUUUAUUGGAAAGAUAUAGGCAUUGGUGACAUAUGUAACGUAAUAAAAAACAUUAAAUCAGGCGCUGUUGGUGUAGAUGGCUUAUCGGUGGAGUUUUUACGUAUGGCCUUACCAAGUAUUCUACCAAUUAUAGAGCAUAUUUUUAACUUCUGUACUCUCAACGGUGUCUUUCCUACAAUUUGGAAAACGGCCAUUAUCACUCAGUUUGUAGAAGAAAAUAACUGCCUGGACCCUUAUCAGAAUGCGUAUAGAAGGGAUUUUUCUACGCAAACAGCUCUGGUGCGAGUACUGGAUGACAUUAGGCAAGCUGCCGAUCAACGAGAACAUUGCGACUGCUGUGUUCUUAUCUUUUUGGCAGAACACAGUUUGUUCGGAACUCCAGUUCCGGCGAACUCUCAAUGGAAUUGCCUGUUGCAAAAGUUACUUGGUGUAGUAGUGGUACAGCAGUAA